CACACACACACGCACACACACACAUAUACGCACACACACAUACUGUUAACCCACUCUCUGACCACUGAUGCGAGCCAGUUGAAAACCACUCAUUCAUCUGGGAACUUUUAUGUUUGUGGCCAUUGUGAGCGUGACUUUGGUCUGUUUAGACUCAAAACUAUAACACUAACGUUACAAAAUCAGGCCAGUAAAAACAAGUUAGCUUUUGCUAAGGGAUCCCUCUUAGUGUUUUUUAUUCUGCUUUUUGUCUUCUGAUUUUCCACAAAUAACCCAUCCCUGUAUAUCCUGUCAAAGGAGAAUCUGUGAAAUAUAGGUUGUAUAUAAGCUAUACCAUAACCAUCAACUGUAGGUACAGAGAACAAACAGCAAGGUUUUUUACUUAGUUUAUUACUCAGUUUAUUACUAAGUAAAAUGUAUUUGGUAAGUGUGUUCAUUCCCAAUGACCGCCUCCAUCUGUUGUGUACUGAUAAGCUUGCUGUAUGGGCAUAUUUGCUGUGGUAUUCAGUGGUUUAACUUUAAUAGACUGCUAAGUAUAGGUUGUGUACUGAUGCCCACUCGUGGCCAGAGUAUGCAACUGCAUGUUUAAUAGGCAGGCUGUUAAUAUUAGGACUGAGAAUGGUUGUAAAGCUGGUCGUAAUGUGUGUGUGUGUGUGAGAGAGAUUGAAUGUCUAUUCAAUGUGGUGUGGGUGUUUGAAUUAAUUACUUAAAAAAAAAAAAAAUGCUGUAUGAUCAUUUUUGUUGUUGUUUCCCAUGUCUGCCUGUGUGGCGGCCAUAAAUGUGUCUUGCUAUUUGACUGUGUGCUUGUGUGUGUCUGUAUUUGUGUGUGUGUGUGUGUCUGGCUGGCUGUCUAACUGUGAGUUUGUCUAUAGCCUACAUAUGUAUGUGUCUGUUUGUGUGCGUGUGGAUGUUUGUGUGUGUGUGUGUGUGUGUGUGUGUGUGUGUAGGCACCCCCAUAGCUGAUCUGUCCCACGUGGCUCAUUGUUUCUCAGUGUCAGCGGCUGCAUUGUCACAGUGGCAGUGUUUGUGUAGCGCCUCUGUGUGUCCCAACACCGAGCUCCCGAACCUCCACCCCUACCCCCACCCUCUGCUCCAUCUCUCUCUCUCUCUUUUCUCUCUUUGUAUUGCUCUCUCUGCAUCUCUCUGCCCCCCUCUUUCUUUCCAUCUAUCUAUCUAUCUAUCUAUCUAUCUAUAUUUCUUUCUCUUUCUCACAUUUUUUGGUUUUCUUUCUCUUGCUCCCUUUAAUGUCCUUCUCACCCCCACAGCUUUUAUUUUGCCAUCAAGCAAGUCUUUUCUCUGUGUGAUAUUGCUAAUAUCCUUGAAUAAUAAGUCCUUUCUCUGUGUGAUAUUGCUAAUAUCCUUGAAUAAUAAAGGUAUUGGUGAAAGAGAGAAAAAGACUGAAAGAAGAGCGAGUGGGAGAAGGAGAUAAAGUUAUCACGCUCUCCCUAUUUUCACACUUGUAUUGUAAAAGACAAAAGGUUGUAACCUCCAAAACUCAUCAGGUGUGUGUUAGUGUGUGUAGAUUAGUCUGGUGAAACAUUAGGCUAGUAAUUUCUUUUUUUUUCUUUCUUUCUUUCUUUCUUUCUUUCUGUUUCUUACUUGCCCCUACUAUACUAUAAUGAUAUAUUCUCUCACGCCCUAUGGCCAUUCUGUCCAUAAAUGUGUCUGUCUUCUGAGAGGUUAAGAUGAGUACGGAUAAGGAAUGGAUGGAUGUAUACAGAAAAGGAAGAGAAAGAGAGAGAGCACAAGAGAGAGAGAGAGAGAGAGAGAUGUGUCCUCUUUCUCGAGAACAUUCUCUAACUGAAUUUUUUUUUCUGUUUACUUUUCCCUGGGGGUUGUAGGAUGGUGCAGAGAAUCACACACGUAGUUAAGUUCAGUUUCUCUCUCUCUGUGUGUGUGUGUGUGUGUGUGUGUGUGUGUGUUGGAUUUCCUAUUAAACAGGUUUCGAGACGAAGUGCAGUGCAACUGUCAGGGCUUUGAGGACUUACUUUUGAGGCCCCUCAUGUCCUAAAUGCAGAGUGCUUUAACAGUAGUAUCACUGAGCCAGCCAGCCAGCAGCCAUGACCAGGUCGCUGAGCCUAAAAAGAGUCGACAGAGAGAGACAGAGAGAGCGAGUGACUGAGGGAGGGGAAGAGCAAAUCAGAGAGAGAGAGAGAGAGAGAGAAAGAGUAAACGAGCGAAGAAGUGAAAUAAGCAAGUGUGUGGGUGAGAUAGAACGGGAGAGCAAGAAAGAGUGGGAGACAGAGAGAGCGAGAGAAAGAGAGAGAAGAGAGAAGAAGAAGAAGAAGAGAGUGGGAGCGAGAGAGCAACAGUGAGGGAAAAAGACCGUGAAGCGAGAGAGAGACAGUUUAUGAAAAAGAGUAACUCAUAGCAGCACUGCCUGACUGAACAGGGGGCAGGAGAGAGAGAGAGAGAGAAAGAGAGAGGAGUGGAAAGAGAAAGAGGAGUGUGAACGAGAGGGGCGGAGAGAGAGAUAGAGGGAUGGAGUGAGAGAGGGAGGAGAAGAGCAGAGGCGCAGAGCUAGCCCACCAGCUGAUGGGCAGGACUGUUCGCACAGUGCCGCCGAGAGAGGCGACCCCUUCGGGAGUGGAAAAAUCUGCCUCUGUGUGCCUUCAGAGAGAAAGAGAAAGAGAGAGAGAGAGAGAGAGAGAGAGAGAGAAAGAGAGAGGGAUUCCACCACGGACACGAGUUGAGAGGGACACAACCACAGGGCUGUAGCGAAACCAGAGCAAAAUCACCACGGACCAAAACUGGACUCCCACUCCCUACAGGGCGAUAGAGACUUUCCUCUGGUUCUUUUGGCCAAAACUGGACCCGACAGUGGACCACACAGUUCCUGGGGAUAAACCUACAGAUAGUUCUGCUUUGCUCAAACUGGACAUGCCUAGUGGGACACGACUGUUGUUGUUUUUUUUGUAUGCUCCCUUCUGAGAAAAAAGUUGGACCUCUCCACCUCAGGAGCACCGAUUUGACUGGUUCUCGCUUCUCCUCUGGUGGUCUUGCUGGGGGAGCAGACAGAGGGAGAUAAGAGCCGAGUUAACGGCAGCCUGUCUGGAAGACCGGAGGGCUACGGAGAUGAGCUGUGAUGAGCUUUGCUUCGUGCCUAAAGGGAGUGAGAUCAGCUGUUUGUCUGUGUGCAGCCCGGCCGGCACACUUCCAACAGCAGCAAGAGCAGCGGGAGCAGGGGCAGGGGCGGUCCUGAAUGCUAGCUAGGCUAACCCUAGGCUAGCCACUGGCCAGUGGCAAUUGGACAGAGAUUAAAAGGCUAACCAAACCUGGGAGACUGGAUGUUUUAACUGUACUUCAAAGACACUAAUUCAAAUUAUUUUUAAAAGAUUUCAGAAUCAUAAACUGGGACUGGGACUGGACUGUUGUAACAAGGGAUUUGGUAGGAGAAACUUGAGCUUGGUGUCUACGGUGCUACUGUGCUUAGGAGGUCCUGGUUCUGGUCUUGAGGAGCUUCGGCUUAGUGGCACAGCCAAAAUGGCGCCCUUCCAUUCUCUCAAGCAUUGAUCACAAGCGGUGCUUUGCAACUGGCAUGACUGUUUGGUGUGCCUUGGAUCCAAGAUGGCGGCUGAAGGAGUAAUUGGGAAUGACAUGGAUUGUUGGGAAUUGGUGCUGGAACACCUUGGAGAUUGGGAACUUUGACGAAAGGAGUUAUGAUCUUGUAGGGAUUACGCCCUGGAGAAUCAUGUUCUCUUGUUUGCAUUUGUUCAACUUUAGCAUUUGUACUCAUCCAUCACUUGAUUAAUGGACGCAUUGCAGAACAAGCUUAGGAUAGAUUCAGAAUGAGCCGAUUGAACACUUAUGUCUCGUAGAAAGCAAGAUGGAGUUUGUGCAUAGAUGUGCUUGUGUCUGUGUGCAGUCUGAACAUAGGGAAUCAAUGAGAAAACCAUGGUAAACUUCAUUCUGUGUUGACCUCAACAGUGUUCAGGACAGCAUCGGGUGUUAUUCUAGUGCUUGAGGGUGCAGGGUGUGUUUCUGUACGUGCACACACACGUGUGUAGGCUAUGUGUGUCUUUGUGUGUUCUGAGGGACAUAUAGACACAAACUGAGCAGCACCCUACUCAGUUGUGACCACUCGGCUGGAGUUUAGGUGGUGAGUGUGUGUGUGUGUGUGUGUGUGUGUGUGUGUGUGUGAGUGAGUGCGUGUGUGUGAGUGUGUGAGAGAGAUGUGGGCGCGGCGGCGCUCCAUCUCGGGGGUCCCGGCACCCCCCGGGCUCCACUGGUGCUUCGAGUUCCCGGUGGGCGUGGACUGCAGCGGCCCCGAGCCUCGCUGCAUCUGGUUAGCCGUGCUCCGGAGUGGACGGGUCCCCAGGAGGGACACUCUGCACCGCCAACACCACUGGGCUAAAGGGCGGAAAGAUGGUAUUCCAUCAGCCAAUGAGAGGGCUCGGCCACUGUCGGGAGAGGGCGUGGCCUGCCAGGGCCCGCGAACUGUGGUGCUGCAGAAGAAUUCACAGGGCUUCGGCUUCACGCUGCGCCACUUCAUCGUCUACCCGCCCGAGUCGGCACUCCACACCACCUUCAAGGAUGAGGAGAAUGGUAACGGAAAAGGGUGCCAGCGCGGUCGUCUGGAGCCGAUGGACACCAUCUUUGUGAAGAGUGUGAGAGACAAGGGACCAGCGCACCAGGCUGGACUCUGCACAGGGGACAGACUGGUGAAGGUAAAUGGGGAGAGUGUGCUGGGGAAGACCUACUCUCAGGUGAUUGCACUCAUCCAGAACAGUGACAGUGUGCUGGAACUCUCCAUCAUGCCCAAAAAUGAGGAUGUGUUGCAGUUGGCGUACUCUCAGGAUGCAUACCUGAGGGGGAACGAGCCCUACACAGGCGGAGCAGAGAACCUUCCGGAACCUCCUCCCAUUUGCUACCCUGGCCGCAAGCCCUCGGCAGCGGGCCUUCAGGCCCACCCCAACCACGCCCCGCAGGCGGGUCAGAACCACAGCCAGGUGGACAACCUCAACUGCUGCCCCGGCGCCAACCCGCUGGGCUCCCCCCUGGACAACCGCAUGGGGAUGCCCCCACCCUCAGGCGCAGGAGGAGAUGGGGGCUACCGUGCCGAGGACACUACCCCCACUUCGGUGGGCGCCACGCGGCACCACCAAGUGCCACCGCAGCUUCCCCCCCAGGGCCACCCGCGCGGGCGCUCUUCCUCGUCGGCAAGCAUUGCCAUUAGCCCACUGGACUUCCACUUCGCCAACCACAACGCGGCCAUCGCCUCGGCCUCGCUGCCGCCCAAGCGCAAGGGCAGCCUGCCAGGGGCGCGCAGCGAGAUGUGCCACCGUGCCCUCUCUGACUGGUACUACAGCCAAGCGGGUGCCGCCACCGCAGAGCGCCCGGGGAUGCCCGUCUCGCCGCGCCAGCGCAGCAUCUCGCAGGACCGGCUGGCCGAGCUCGGCCUGUCAAUGGGCAAUCACCACCACCACCGGAUGGGCGGUGCGUGGCCGCACAGCGCCUCUCAGGACACGCUGCUGUUGCAUUAUGGGGCGGCGCUGGGGGGCGGUGGAGGGGGGCAGGGGCAGGACUCGUUCUGGCUGGGCGGCUGGGGCACGGGGGGGCCGACGAGCCGCUCGUGUUCCGAGAACCUGCUGGCGGCGUACGAGACGUAUGACCACGCCUACGAGCGCUCGCUGGAGACGCUCGAGCAGGCCUCCGCCCUCGUCUCACCGCGCUACGAGAGGCCCCCCUGGCCUCACCACAGCCAGCCAAUGAGGGCCAGCGACAGGACUGGGCCAGCCAGUCACAGGACGGCAAUUGCUGCCACGGUCCCGCCUCCAGGCCGAACCGGCCAAGCGCAUCACCACCACCACCACCAACAACAGCAGCAGCAGCAGCAGCAGCAGCAGCAGCAGCAGCAGAAGCUGGCGCAGGCCAGACGCCUCCCGGCUGCGCAGACGGUGGACGACCAGACAGUCGGUUACCGUAGCUACAGCCCAUCAUUUUGCCGAAAGGCGGGCCACCUCAUGCAGCAGUCCCACUCCUUCCGCGACCCCUCUUAUACGGGCCCGCACCUCAACUGGACCCCCACCCCCAAAACCAGCCCCCCGAGGCCGACCCCUCCACCCCCUCGCCCUCCACUACCACCGACUCCCAGGAGUCCGCCGGCCGGAAGGGCUCCGGCAGCUCGGGGCAGGUGGAGGAGACCGUCGUGGCGCAGACGGUCACGCAGACGCAAGCGCAGUCGCCAGCGCUGCAGACCCAGGGUGGUGUUGAGGCAGAAGCCACCUGCAGGACGGCGGAACGCCCAGGCCAUGCGGCACACGUACUACGCCCUGCCCGUGGACACGGCGGACUCCCUGACCGCCACCUCCCUGGCGCUGCCGGGCCGGGCCGAGCCCCAGCGCCGACCCAACGGGAGAGUGGCACCCCAGCCUGCGGAGCCGGACUCCCUGGCAUCCAUCCCCUUCAUAGACGAGCCCACCAGUCCCAGUGUUGACCUGUGUGCCCGCCACGUGCCCGCGUCCUCCGUGGUGUCCAGCAGUCUGUGCCCCCCAGCGGUGCCCGCGCUCGCGCCCGCACCCGCACCUGCGCCCGCCCCCACUUCCACCAGCCCCCUUUCUCCCCCCCUCACCUUCCCCCUCACCCAGCUCUUCUCCUCCGAAUGCAGCAAUGCCAAGAACAGCCGUCGCUCUUCCUACCUGUUGGCCAUCACCACCGAGCGCUCCAAGUCAUGUGACGAGGGUCUCAACACCUUCAGGGAGGAGAGCCGCGUCUUCUCGCGGCUGCCCAAGAGAGUCAAGAGCUUCUUCACCGAUGGGUCGCUGGAGAGCUUGCGGGCAGCAGAGGAGGCACGCUCCAAGCGGCACUCCACCUCGGAGCUGGGCAGCAUCACGCUGACGGACGUGCGCAAGGAUGGCUGGCUCCACUACAAGCAGAUCCUCACGGAGAAGGGCAAGAAAGUGGGUGGCGGCAUGCGUCCAUGGAAACGCGUCUUCUCCGUGCUGCGCUCCCAUUCGCUCUUCCUCUACAAGGACAAGCGGGAGGCGGUACUUCACGGCGCCGGUGCGGGAGGCCACGGCCCCGCCCACGGCGAGGACGAGCAGCCAAUCAGCAUCCGCGGCUGCCUGAUCGACAUUGCCUACAGCGAAACGAAGCGUAAGCACACGCUGCGGCUGACCACGCAGGACUUCUGCGAGUACCUGCUGCAGGCCGAGGACCGCGAGGACAUGCUGGGCUGGAUCAGGGUCAUCCGGGAGAACAGCAAGACUGACAGCGAGGACUUGGGUUUCUGUCGUCAGGCUCUCAUCAAUAAAAAACUGAACGACUACAGGAAACAGAGUCCGACGGGCAGCAAGCCGGACACCUCGCCUCGGGUCCAUCGCAUGAUGCCUCCCUUCCUGCUUUCCAAGACGGAGAACACUUCCGGGACCAACCGCUCCCCCAAAACAGACGGCAAAGAUGAGAGUAGCCCCCCUAAGACCCCCUGGGGGAUCAACAUCAUGAAGAAGGGCAAGAAGACCGGGCCCAAGGUGUUUGCGGUGCGGCUGGAGGACUGCCAGCCUGGUGUCGACAAUAAGUUUGUGCCCUUGAUAGUGGAGGUGUGCUGUAGCCUGGUGGAGACGAUGGGUCUGGACUACACGGGCAUCUACAGGGUACCUGGGAACAACGCCAUGGUGUCCUCACUACAGGACCAACUCAACAAGGGCAUGGAGAUCAACACUGCUGAGGAGAAAUGGCAGGACCUGAACGUCAUCAGCAGUCUUCUCAAGUCCUUCUUCAGGAAACUUCCGGAACCUCUCUUCACCGACGAUAAGUAUAAUGACUUCAUCGACGCCAACCGGCUGGAAGAGGCAGGGGACAGACUGAAGACCAUCCGCAAGCUGAUCCAUGACCUACCAGAUCAUUACUACCACACCCUGAAGUUUCUGGUUGGCCACUUGAAGACAGUGGCGGAUAAUUCAGAGAAGAAUAAGAUGGAGCCGAGGAACUUGGCGCUGGUGUUCGGGCCCACUCUGGUGCGGACCUCCGAGGACAACAUGACGGACAUGGUCACGCACAUGCCCGACCGCUACAAGAUCAUAGAGACGCUCGUCCUCCAUCAUACCUGGUUCUUCAGUGAUGAGCUGGACAAGGAUGAGAAGACACCCGAGGACCAAAGGGACCAGCAGCCGGUCCCCAACAUCGACCACCUCCUCCCCAACAUCGGCAGGACCCUGCCCCUGUGCGACGCCUCAGAUUCCACCAACAGUGAUUCCAUUAAAUCCAAGGACUCCCCAGCUUCAAAGAAGGACUUGAGUGCUAAGGACUUCCUUUCCCUGUCAAUCAUCUCCGCUGUCACCCGGAAACGUAAGAAGCACCAAAGCGCCUGUCCCCCCGGAAACAGCACCGAUGAGGACUCCGAGCACGAGCCAAUUAAAGCCAGCAACUACGGGGGAAAGAAGGACGGGGCAGAGGAUGAGGAGGAUGAAGAUGGCGAUGAGGAGGAAGAUGAUGAGGAAGAUGAGGAAGAGGAUGAGGAGGAGAGGACGGGAGGAUGUGCCAUUGUGGGCUCAGAGAGACAAGAGGAUGAAGAAGGGAUAGAGAGAGAGAGAGAGAAGACAGAGGGAGAGCAAGGUUCUCAAAGAGAAUUUGGGGGAAGAGGAGAAGAGGAGGAGGAGGAGGGAGAAAGCAAGAGGGACCUGAAUCAGAGGGACAGGCAAGAGGGGAGGAAGGGUGGUCAGGUUAGGGGUGCCGCAGCCUGGCAAGGGGAGGGCAACUACUGCAUCAUGACACCAGGAGGGCAGGUCAAGGCCAAAGAGGAGGGAGAGAUACGCCAGGGAGGGCAGGCGAUGCCCCAAGUGCGCCAGCCUCCGCCACGCAGCUUCCUCUACAUGCACGCGCGCCACUCAACGAAAUCCCAGCCACCCGCUGUCUCGCCUCCAACUUCGCCGCUCCACCCCUCCUCUUCCUCCUCUCUCCUCUCCUCCCCCUCGCCCUCCCUCUCUCCCACCUCCCCCACCAGCACCAGCUCCCCCACCUCCCUACCCCAGGGCGACCCCCUGACCCGGAAGAAGUUGAGGAGGCGGGAGCGAGUGCGGCCCCACUCCAUGUACUCAGAGUCACGCAGUACCUGCAGGGUAGCGGACCAACAGGGUAGCACCACGGGUUUGAGCCCAACCGGAACACAGGGCGCCACCACACAAACCUCCACUCACCACCCAGAGAGUCUCCAUGCUUCCACUGCUGCUGCCUCCCCCCGUGCCCCCGGAUGUCACCCAUCUGGCUGGGCAGAGCAAGCCCGCACCAGCCCCCCGCCUGUCCCCGCCGGGCAGGUGUGGAGGUCUGGACGCCCCAUCUCCCCAGAGACACGCCGGAGGCGGCGAGACUGGCGGCGCCACACGGUGGUGGUCGGCAUGUCAGGGGAAGGGUGACUAGGUGGAGGAGGAGGCAGAGCGCCCAAGACCCCCUACCGCCAUCACCGCCGCUGCCACCACAGCGUGCCAUCCCAGUGCCAAGCAGAGGUCGGAGUCCGACCCCUCCACAGCCGCCACCUCUCUUAAGCACCCCUCAGCACUGCAGUGGCCCUCCCCUCUCUCUCUGCCCCCCUGCCCUCUGUCUCAGGAAGCAGGGGGCUUCAGUGGCAGCUAUAUGAUCUCACGCCAAAGUCAAGAGAGCCACCAGGAUCCAUUUUGUUUCCAAAACAAAACAUAUCAGCAGUGACUUGUUUUCUUAUCUGAGUACUCUUAUCAGAGUAAGAAUAAAGGGGAAAGAGGUUGUCUAUAGGGAAACACAAUGUACUAUAACUACAACAGCGAUGACAGUGGUUUAAUAAUGGUUAACAGUGGCUGACCAGUGUUUCUGCGAACAGUGUUGUAGUUUGAACAGUUGAAAGGGGUUGUAUUGAGAGACACAACCCCAACCCCAUACCCCAAAGAGGUUCCAGAAUGCAACCCCCUACCCAUACACUCCACACACACACACACACACACCACACAUUUUAAUUUUUCCAUUCAGAACCCAGUCUGCUGGGUUUCAAAUAUUGACCUGGAAGUGAAACAGGCCCCGUUGCCAUGUCAACCCUAAUCUCCCUUUAAUGACUUACAAUGUUUGCCCUGUUUGUCUGUGUAGCAUCUGUCUGUCCUCUGUGCAUGUACAGAAUGUGGGUUAUUAUGUGUGGACCAAUUUUUUGUAACAAUUGUACAAAAGCCUUGCUAAGUUAACCCCCUUGUGUACAUAUGAUACAUAUAAUAUAUUAUAUUAUUUGUUUUUGAGUAUUUUUAAUGGUUUGGAUUAAUGGGCUAUGACCUGCCCUCUGAAA
Clupea harengus (Atlantic herring) is the source of this 10234-nucleotide messenger RNA. RefSeq names its product Rho GTPase activating protein 23b (gene arhgap23b). The record is from RefSeq and is a predicted model, not a curated record. Lineage: Eukaryota; Metazoa; Chordata; Actinopteri; Clupeiformes; Clupeidae. Gene Ontology annotation, molecular function: protein binding. Gene Ontology annotation, biological process: signal transduction.